UGUUGUCAACAAACGAAAUCAUAUAAGGGAGUGUGGGGAUGCAAAUUUAAUUGAUAACGAAACGGAAUUGCUUUAACAAAUAUUAAACUAAAUAAUCAAAAACAUAGGAAAUUGUCUAAAAGCCGUAGAUUAUGAAUGAACUGAAAGCGCCGUCGUUACAGUCGCUCUUGGAGUCAGAUCGCGGAUCUAGUGAUAGUCUACUUGCGGAAUCGUUGCUUGAUGUGGAAGAUUUAGACGAUGUGGAAUAUUCAAUACCGCCAACAGGUACAUUGCCGUCGUUAGAGGCAGUAUUAAGCGAAUUUGAAGCUGAUUCUGACAUCGGUUCGGAAUUGGGGGUACCAGCACCGACUCCAACACCAACGCCCUCCAUUGCCGAAGAAGGUGGAAUUCGCAAUGGUGGCGCGGGCGGUGGAGGUUCAAUAAUGCGAUAUGCCAUAUUACAGGGCGUUUCGGCGCAAACAGCAUCUGCAGCGGAUCGAGUGAAUGCUGGACUUGCAACAGCGUGUGCUGUGUCGUCGUUGAUUGGCAUUGGCACUUCACAUGGCCACAUUCUUAAUUUUGAUAUUACACAAACGUUACGAUGGGCUUAUCAAGACAAACAUGGACAAGGAGCGGUGUCUGCGCUGGCUUACAAUCCGGAUUGCACACGUCUUCUAGCUGGCUUUGCUCGUGGACUAGUCAUUAUGAUUGAUACACAAUCCGGGGAUGUGUUGCGCAAUCUUUCUGAUGUAAUCACUCCAAACACGGGAGUUCUACAUUUAAAAUGGACUUCUAGGCCAGCCUUAGCUCUCUGCUCUGACUCUGGGGGCUCAGUGUGGUCUUUAAGCUUCACCCGUAAGUUGGGAAUUCGCGGUUGUUCAUCACGUUGUCUCUUCAGUGGCGCUCGUGGUGAGGUAUGCACUAUGGAGCCGUUACUGAUGGACAACUCUCACGAACUAGACCAAUAUUGCAUUAUUGCCCUAGCUACAUUAUCAAAAUAUUUCAUUGUUACUAUACGACCGCGACUGAAGGUUAUCAAGUAUCAUGCGCUGCAAGGACCAGCAAAUUCCUUACCACUACUCGCUUGGCAAAUGGUUUUGAUUCAAGCAGCAGAUACCACACGUUCUGUUGAUCCAGUUAUAGUGGUAGGCCGUGGCAAUCAACUAUUUUUUCAUCAACUCUUUAUGGCAAAUGGACGUAUAACGUUGCUGUACCUGCGCCAUGUGCAAAUUCAGACAAAUUUAUUAUCUGUACAUUGGCUAGGGCCGAAAUGCGUCGCCUGCAUGGAUGUCUCAGAAAUACUGCAUCUAAUAGAUGUACGUUCCAGCAAAGAGCUUGAAUGUAUCGAUAUGGCCAAUGCCGGACUAGUAUAUGGAUCAGCUCAGUUCAAAGGACUUGCCACUGGCGGAAAUGUCUCGCCUGCUUUGGCUUUGGCCGGAACGCAUGCGUGUUACAAUUCUUUAAUGUCGCGAGGUACCCAGUUAUAUGUUUUAGGCGCACGAUCUUUGCAUAUGAUUGCUGUGCGUACAUGGACUGAGCGUAUCAGCUAUUUGGUAAAAAAUCAAAGAUGGCAAGAAGCGUGUGAUCUUGCUUUAGACGGUUAUCGUGCUACUACUGAACGGCCAAAACGUAAGGCGCAAGCUAAAGAACGAAUUAUAAUGCUAUUUAAAGAAUAUUUAGCUGCUUCUGCUCGUGCACCUGAUUAUUGUCUGGGACCUAUAGUAAAGUGUCUCAUCGCAAUUGGAGAGCUAGAUCUGUUAUGGACACAACUGUGGGACCGGCUACAAAAUAAAAGCCUAUACCUAAAGCAUAUCACAGAGCACAUAGAAAAUGAUAAUAUACACCGUGUAAACCCAACGAUAUCUCAGGCGCUGGUUGAUCAUUGGCUGGAAAUAUCACCAUCAAAAUUAGAGGAAAUAAUACUUAAACUAGACUGGACUUGUCUUGACCUAAAUCAGGUGCUAAAAGCAGCAAAACGAUACAAGCUUUAUCGCGCACAAAUCUACCUCAAUGCACAUGCGCUUAAUGAUUACUCAAGUCCACUCACUGAGCUAAUACCCUUAGUAGUUCAGGAAUCCUCGGAUCUUGGCAACGCACUACUUGUGUACAUAUCUAGUUGCUUGGCGGGACGUGGUUACCCAAGCGGCGAAAUUCCGGCCGAUCUAGUUCAAAAUGUGAAACACGAAGUUCUUCGCUGCCUAACUUCACUACAUUCGAAUACUAGCGUGCCGAAAGAAUUGCCUUAUCCAUAUUUGCGUGCUCUACUCAAAUUCGAUACUCGAGAAACAUUAAAUGUAAUUUCCUUAGCUUUUCAAGAGAAAGAAUUUAGUGGAGAACUUGGAUUUUCUCACCGCAAACGCAUCAUUAACAUACUACUGGAAAUAAUGACACCAGAAAACACAACUUGGGCUGAAAUUGGCUGCCUUUUGAAUUUUAUUGCCCAACAAAUAUCGCAACAAUGUCUAACACCCGAUACCCAGCUAUUGGAGAAAGUACUCAACCAUUUAUCGAAAGAAGAAAUAGCGAAUGAAACUGCGCGUCAACAUUCGGAGCGUGAGAGUGCAUGGCAUGAAUUGCUUGUUAACAAUUGUCUGAAAGAAGUGAGCAAUGAUAAGGAGCAGCUGCACCUAGCCAAACGCGCGCAUUGUUACUACGUAGAAGAAUACUUGCUGGAGAAGUUACAGCGCUAUGAUGGUAUUGUCGAAUGUUAUCUUAACAACAGCCUGCGUCACGAUAUCAUGUUUAGCUACAUGGAACGCCAUGUUCGCGAUCCUCAGCGUAAAAUUUACGAACAAAUUGAAAACAACUUACUGCGAAUGCUGGAGAUAAACGCCAAGGAAACAACGCGCAUCGUAGACUUCUAUUAUAGUGGACAAAUACAGAAAUUAGUGGAAGUUGCUGAGAAUGAUGCACACUCAUUAUUAACUUUUCUUGAGCAUUUACAUCGGAGACGAGUCGAUUUAACGGCAGAGCAGAGUGAGCAAUUAUUGGCACUUUUAUGUAAGCAUAAACCAAAAGAGGUUGAAGAUUUUGUACGGAACACUGAUGAAUACCGCGUGGAAGAGGCUCUAAAACUGGUGCUAGAUUGUAAACUCAGCAGAGCAGCUAUUUACCUGCAUGAAAAGCAAGGCAAUUACAAGGCUGCAUUCAUUUUAUCCAUGGAAGUACUAGCUACGAUGCACGGUGAAGAGGCAGCUGCUUUAGCACAAGAAAUUAGCAACUUGUGUGUGCGAGCCACUGAUGUUCUAACAAACGUGGAAUGUGAAAAAUUUUGGUUUAAGCUGUUGCAGCAAAUACUGCCGCGUGACGAUCUCAAAUCUAGUACGAAGUAUAUGUUGCACGUAGCGUCACAGCAUGUUGAUUUACCAAAACUUGUGCAACUUGUAAUGAACACCCAUAAUGUUUCGGGAAAUUUCGGUGAUAUUAAAGAUUUACUAAUGAGUAUGCUCUCGCAGUCUCGUUUAGAGACGGAUGCCAUGGAGAAAACUCUUAAAAACAAGGGCCAAGAUCUAGCUAGUACAUUUGCCCAUAAACGGCGUGAAGUUACUCGUGGUCUUUUGGUAUCAGUAAUGCGUUGUGUAAUGUGCCAACAGCGUUUGUACAACCAGAGUGAUAUACUUGUCCUAGGUGGUUGCGGUCAUGCUUUUCAUGACAAAUGUGCAGCGACGUAUAGUGAGACAUUGCAAGUGAAUCUCAAUGACAAGAGUUUACAAUCAACACACGCUGAAAACGAUGGAUGCAUGAUCAAUUAUUCAUGUCCGAAUUGUCUCUCGGCGAUAGAAAACAACUUCUACAGCAAUGCAAUUAAGCUAUCAGAACCUAGCCAUAAAGUAUAUGAACUCAGUAAAGGAGCUCAUAAUUUGCAUCAGCAACAAGAACAAAUACUUCAAAUGGGCAUUUUAAGAUUGAAAGCACCACCGCGAAAGUUUACAAGCAAUUAAUGCUUAAAAUUAAAUUUUGCGGUGACACGUCGGAGGUUGCCAAAAUCCAAUUACUAUUAUUUAUUAAUAAAUCUAUAUUGGUGAAUAAUUGCAUCAUGGGUGGUAACGUGUCAAUUGAAUGUCCCGCAUUACUUCUAGCUCUUGCUGCCCUCUAAUUCGUCUUACUGUCUGUUAUAGGCCUAUGAUAAGCCCGCCAGGAUGAAUCCGUUGUGGCACCGCAUUUAACUUUGGAUUUACACAAGGUAAUUGAAAAUACGAAUUAGCGCCGUUAGUGUCGUUUUUACAAAAUGCUUGCUCUGGCUUAGAUCCUUUGGAGAAUUACAACGUUAACAUUAACGUUAUCUGCUUCAUUUUUCUUUUGAUUGUUUAAAGAGCUGAUGUUACAGCGAAUUCGGAAAGCGCAAUGAUUCUUGCGUGCGAAAUGAGUGGACAUAC
Messenger RNA from Anastrepha ludens (Mexican fruit fly), 4355 nucleotides. RefSeq names its product vacuolar protein sorting-associated protein 8 homolog (gene Vps8). Gene Ontology annotation, cellular component: late endosome; HOPS complex. The transcript is spliced from 6 exons. Bases 132 to 3920 code for a protein of 1262 amino acids. The record is from RefSeq and is a predicted model, not a curated record. Gene Ontology annotation, biological process: endosomal vesicle fusion; protein targeting to vacuole. Gene Ontology annotation, molecular function: protein binding. Lineage: Eukaryota; Metazoa; Arthropoda; Insecta; Diptera; Tephritidae.